CAACUUUCACCAUGGGUCUUGCUUUCAACCUGCUCCUGGCUAUCUUUGCCGGCACAGGAAGUUUUCUGUUUGGAUAUGACAGCGGUGUCAUGACAGAUGUGAUCCACUCGGAGAACUUCCUCAUGUACUUCAACACCGACAAAACAAGUCCUAUAAUCGGUGCAAUCAAUGCUACGUUUUCAGGUGGAGCCGUGUUUGGCUCAUUGAUGGGAGGUUUCACAAUGGAUCGUUUUGGCAGAAGGAAAACUGUUCUCAUCGGUGCCGUUAUCAAUCUUGUCGGAGCAGCACUGCAAGCCGGAGCCCGCAACCUAGCCAUGAUUCUCGUCGGUCGCAUUAUGGCGGGAUGGGCUGUUGGACUGAUGAGCAUGUCUGUGCCCGUCUAUCAAACCGAAUGCGCGCACCCCUCAAAGAGAGGUCUUAUCGUGGGUAUAACCCAACAAAUGAUCGGUGUAGGCUUUAUCGUAUCAACCUGGGUGGGAUAUGGUUCCGCCCACGUCCCUGAAACCAGCAGCUUCUCAUGGCGCUUCCCGCUAGCGUUCCAAUGUAUACCUUGCAUGAUUCUGAUUGGAGGUAUUCUCUUCUUCCCAGAGUCUCCGCGAUAUCUCGUCGAGGCGGACCGCGCCGAUGAGGCACUGCAGGUAUUGCACAAGCUGCACUACAACGGUAGCAACGAAGACGAAAUCCAAGCCGAGUUCCACGAAAUCAAGACAACAAUUGAAGCGGAGAAGGCGAUUACAGCACCUGGAUGGCGCAUCAUGUUCAAGGUCAAGGCAUGGCGCACGAGGUUGAUGCACGCUACGCUCGUGCAAGUGUUCACGCAGAUGACUGGAAUUAACGUCAUCGGGUACUACCAAACUAUUCUCUACGAAAAUCUCGGCAUAACCGGGAAACGCAACCUCCUCGUAGCGGGAAUCUACAACAUAGUCGGCCCGAUCUUCAACCUCAUCUUCAUCAUCUUCUUCCUCGACCGCAUCGGUCGUCGCAAACCCCUCCUCUUCGGCACACUCGCUAUCACUGGCGCACUCAUCGCCGAAGCGGUCAUUGGCUCGCAAGUCACUGGCGCGACAGGUUCCCGCAAAGACAGUCUCUCCAUCGCAGGCGUGUUUUUCCUGUUCCUCGUCUCCGCGAUCUUCAGUGUCUCAUUUGGGCCCAUCUCCUGGUGCUAUAUGUCAGAAGUUAUGCCGCUGUCAAUCAGAGGAAGGGGUAGCGCGUUUGCAACUGGUAUUGGUAACUGGUUGGUCAGUACCGUCUGGUCACAGGUCUCGCCAAUUGGAUUGGGAGCAAUCACUUACAAGUUCUACUUCAUUUUUGUGGCGUUCAACUUGUGUGUCUCUCUGCCAACGAUCUAUUUCGUUUUCAAGGAAACGAAACAGCUCACUCUUGAAGAGAUCGAUUUGCUAUUCGGUGAACGCGCAUUGGGAACGCUUCCAGAAGAUCUGGGCACGAAUAAAGGAGGCGUGGAGACGUAUGAGAUGCCCAAGCACUCCUCAGAACAGCCAUAGGCCGUUGGCUCAGAAGGUGCAACGUUCAUCUAUUAUGCCGUGUUAUAGUUCGAGUAUUGAUCAACCAGAGAUCUAAAAGACUUGAAAGUCUUUACAUUGAUUGACUCACUGUUACGGAAUCUUCUCAAUACAGCAGAUGCCAGUCAAUUCAUUCUGUAAACUAGUGAUAGCUGUAUCUAGGCAACGAAGUGGAUGAAAUACGAAUAGUUCUACUCGCGCAACACGCCCAAUUCUGCAAUCUCCCAAAAUUUGGAAAUAGACAUGAUC
This is a messenger RNA of Periconia digitata, 1769 nucleotides long. NCBI's taxonomy places the organism in Eukaryota, Fungi, Ascomycota, Dothideomycetes, Pleosporales, Periconiaceae. The record is from the annotation of a GenBank genome assembly.